Messenger RNA from Mycotypha africana, 595 nucleotides. RefSeq lists its product as uncharacterized. The transcript has a single exon. The coding region runs from base 19 to 225 and encodes 68 amino acids. NCBI's taxonomy places the organism in Eukaryota, Fungi, Mucoromycota, Mucoromycetes, Mucorales, Mycotyphaceae. The record is from RefSeq and is a predicted model, not a curated record. Gene Ontology annotation, biological process: positive regulation of mRNA splicing, via spliceosome. Gene Ontology annotation, cellular component: spliceosomal complex. Gene Ontology annotation, molecular function: RNA binding.
GUUAUCAAAGCUGAAAUUAUGGUGGAUCCUCAUACUCGUGAAUCUCGUGGUUUCGGUUUUAUUCGUAUGGCUAACCCUGAUGAAGCUGAUAGAGCCAUGCAGGGUGUUAGUGGUACCGAGAUUGAUGGUCGUAUAGUUACCGUCGAGAAGGCCAAGCGAUCCAGACCCAGAACCCCCACUCCUGGUCGUUAUUUCGGCCCACCUAAGAGAGGAGGACGUAAGUAAUCAAUUGACAGAGAAGAAGAAUUCGACAAACUGUUGCAACUGAUUCUAAUUUAAUCUUUAUCAUCAACUUGAAUAGCCAGAGACAGAAGAGAUCACAGACCCCCUCGUGGUGAGCCCAGAUAUGAUCGUUAUUAUGACAGAUAUAUGGAUCGCUAUGAUCCUCCCAGAUAUGAUCGUUACGAUCGUUAUGACAGAGAUCGGUAUGACCGUUUUGAUCGCUAUGAUCGCUAUGAUCGCUAUGACCGUUAUGACCGUCGUCCUCCACCACCAAGAUAUGAUCCUUAUCCCCCUCGUACUCGUUCACCUUAUUAGAAGAAACGAAAAAAAGAAGAAUUUAAUCAGGUUAAAACAGUAUAAAGCUACAAAAAAA